GGGCAUCCAACUAUCGACGCAUUGUGCGCUUCUACAAAAACAAAGUUGCGCGUCGUUUGAACUUUGGCUUGUGUAAGUAAUGUCAAUGAUGUCGAUGAGAUAUGAUGCCGAGCGUCUGCUCAGCCCGAUCACGGAGUGGCCUUGCAUGGAGUGCGAUCCUGUUCUCGUCUUCGCCAAACGAGUAGACAACGUUGACGGACGCCCGGACCGUCUGAGGUAGAUUGACAUCGAAGCCUAUGUCGCUUGAGCGCUGUACAUCCACGCAGCUAUGUUCAUGUUCCAGCCGGUUGACGCCUGGUGACUGUCAUGUAUGUCAGGACGACAGCAACGCAUACAAAACCAUCUAAGCCACAGCCCGAGAAGGCGAAGUCAGGGUCUAGAGACCGGUGUUCAGCACAUGCACAAAACUUUGUUAUGACGCGGAUGCUCUAUCGGCCACUAAGCGGCCAUACAUACGGACCGAGCCACAGAUGACACUGUGAAAUGCGACGCAUGAGGCCUGAGAUUCCAAUCCAGCUCUGG
This is a messenger RNA of Fomitopsis serialis, 522 nucleotides long. RefSeq lists its product as uncharacterized. The record is from RefSeq and is a predicted model, not a curated record. Lineage: Eukaryota; Fungi; Basidiomycota; Agaricomycetes; Polyporales; Fomitopsidaceae. The transcript is spliced from 3 exons. The coding region runs from base 307 to 474 and encodes 55 amino acids.